Molecule: messenger RNA, 1359 nt
Organism: Haliotis rubra (blacklip abalone)
Lineage: Eukaryota; Metazoa; Mollusca; Gastropoda; Lepetellida; Haliotidae
Product: fukutin-like
Exons: 6
Coding region: 748-1152 (134 amino acids)
Source: RefSeq, a predicted model, not a curated record
GCUCAGGACAUUCGUCAACAAGUGCCAACAUGAAAACAUCCCAAUAUUUGUCAUUGAUCCGGCCGUGCUGAGACACCUGGUGUCAGACAUUGAAUCUGACCGUCGCUGUGCCCUGUGCUCAGUCGGAGAUGUCAUCUCACUCGGCGUCUAUGGACCAAACUGGGAGAAAAAGGGAUCUCUCCUUCGAGAUCUCUCCGAUGACCAGGACGUGGUAAUAAAUGAAGUGACCUCUCCCGACCCCCGUUUGCUGUCAUUAGAGAGAUUAAAUGUCCCCAGCAUUCCUACACAUUACUUCAUCCACCAGUCAGGAAACAUUCCAUUGCAUCUGGUGGUGUUCUACAAACGGGGCAAUAAUUACUGGUGGCACAGUUCGAUUGGGAAACAGAGCGCCACGAAUAGUCAAGGAUUUAAAGGAUUAAACAUUGCUUUUGGAAAGAGUGCAGGAGCGUAUGACAGAUUCGAAGUGCGUCCCGGGAUGGUGGACGGCAUGUUCAUCCACGUCCCUCGUCCAGUAGAGGAGUUCCUUGUCCAGAUGCGAAAGGCGAAGUUCAUCGAGUGUGACUAUCACAGAGCACAAGCAUUUCUCAGGGCAAACCCUCAAACAAGCAGUCACAUUACACGAAAUGGGGCAAAAGUCCUGUUACUAAUUAAAGGUCACUGGACCACCUUGGCGUCCGGUUCCGGAUCGCCGCUGGCACAUUUCUUGGUUGGUAUCGCCAGUGUGGUUUCAUCCCAUAUACCAACGAUAUGGACAUUGAGAUUCCUAUUCAGGAUUACAGCGCAAGCAUCCUGCCGGCUAUUUUGAAGGCAGGGUUUGAACUCGUCCGAGUGGAUGGGGAGUUAUCCGACGGUUACCAGAUGGUAUUUAGAGCUCACACAAUCAUGCUUGACGUGUACUUCGUCUACGAGGAGAAGACACAUACAUGGGCUGGAUCAAUCCACCAACAAACUGGCGACAAGUACAGGUUCGUUCUUCCCAAGUCGGACACAUGCUGGACUGACUUCAUGGGUUGUCGUGUGCGAAUCCCCUGCCCGACUCUGCCCUACAUCACUGCCAGUUAUGGCGAGAACUGGAACACUUCAGUAAAGCAAUGGAACUGGACCCUGAGCGGCAGUAACGUGUACAAGAACGGCAUGUGGCCAAAUGAAUAACUAAAAGUUCGAUUCGGGAGGCAGAAACCUAUAGAAAUUAAAAUUAUCAACUGUAUUGGCAGCUCAUCACUGAAUAAAGAAAGUGUGUUUUCAGGUUUUGGUGAAAAACUUUGAGGCUGAAUAUUAUUUUAAAGGCCCCUUGUGUAACAAUGUACUUUUGUAGCAGUUUAUUUCAAAUUUGGUUCCAUAAUAUGAUGCUAUGAUAUA